Oryzias latipes (Japanese medaka) is the source of this 3992-nucleotide messenger RNA. RefSeq names its product ephrin-A3a (gene efna3a). Gene Ontology annotation, biological process: axon guidance; ephrin receptor signaling pathway. NCBI's taxonomy places the organism in Eukaryota, Metazoa, Chordata, Actinopteri, Beloniformes, Adrianichthyidae. Gene Ontology annotation, cellular component: plasma membrane. The record is from RefSeq and is a predicted model, not a curated record. Gene Ontology annotation, molecular function: ephrin receptor binding.
UGUGGGCCUUCUGCAGCAGAAAAAAACAAACACCCUUCAUCGGUUUCACUUUAAGACCCAAUCAAAGUCAUAAUUUUGGAGAUGAAUGUAUUUUGUAUUAUACACAUUAUGUUUACUUGGGAAAAUACACAAAUUGAUUGAAUGCAUUCAGGACCCCCUCCCUCACCUAUAGAAGCAAAUGAUGGUUUCUGUCUUUUUUUUAGCCUAAUAAGGUUUUACUGACGAAGGCAAAAGAAACAAAAAGUACAGGACUGAAGGAACAAAACAGAACAUAUGAAGCUGCAUCUGUAGCGUUUUCAGCUUGGGACCCGGUGGUGUUGGGGGGGCCCCAGGCUGUCGCCCACAUUUGCCUAAUGGUAAGUCCGGCCCUGCUACAACGGAGUCUGAUGAUUCUGAUCAUGUUUAGUGAAACCGAAACCGAAAAUGAUUGACCUCCAUCACAGAGCAAAACAACACAAAGAGAAUCCUCUUCAUCAUCGGACAGCAGUGGUUCACGUCAAAUGCAGGAAAAUGUUUUCAAACUUUCUGCUCCCAGAAGUGACGUCAGUGUCUGAUUAGAUGACUGUUUACAGAUAAACAAAUACCUGAAUUAUGGCCGAUGUUUGCCAGAUCAGCUUUCACGCAGCAUCCGUGCACAGGGGGCGGGGCGCCGCGCGCACGGUCCUGAUGGGAGGGCGGUGCGUGCGCAGCGGGUGGCUGCGGCGUCUCAGACGAACGGAGAUCCGGACACGCGCAAAACAAGCUGGCGCUGCGUGGAGAUGCGGCCGCGCGUGGCCCCGUCCACUGACACGCGCAACGGAGGGAAAGUGCGAAGACUGGUGUGAAGUUAGGAUGCGCAAACGGCUCCUCCUGCUCCGGGCUCCGCGCUCCUGAACGCCGAGUUGUCCUCCCGUUGUUAGGGGUAACGGGGAAGGAGCGGGAAGAGACGCUGGGAUGUUGUGAGAGACGCGGGACACCGGACGGAAGAGGGGACCCUGGUGGAUUAUGGCUCUCGCGGCGUUUGCCCUCAGCCUCCUCACGCUCGCGCUCACAAACUUCCCGGGCUCCAGAGCCAGCAGCCGGCAUGCGGUGUACUGGAACAGCUCCAACCUGCUGCUCCGUAGGGAGGGGUUCACGGUGCAGGUCAGCGUCAACGACUACCUGGACAUCUACUGCCCUCACUACAACAGCAGCCAGCGGGGGAGGCUGGAUCGCGUCGUCGCCGAGCAGUACAUCCUCUACAUGGUCAACUACCACGGCUACCGCUCCUGCGACCCCAAGGGGGGGUCCAAACGCUGGGAGUGCAACAAGCCCCACGCCCCCCACGCCCCCAUCAAGUUCUCGGAGAAGUUCCAGCGAUACAGCGCCUUCUCUCUGGGCUACGAGUUCAACGUGGGCAAAGAGUACUACUACAUCUCCACGCCCACCCACCACCACGGUCACAGCUGCCUGAGACUGAGGGUCUACGUCUGCUGCUCCACUGCCUCUCAGGCGGAUGACGACUCCGGUCAGACGUCUCCAGACUACACAGUCCGGCCCAACAUCAAAAUUCAGAACAUCGACGAAUUUAACCCUGAAGUUCCCAAGCUGGAGAAAAGCGUCAGUGGCAGCAGCCCGUCCCGCGAUCGCCUUCUCCUCACCGUGGCCGUGCUGCUGGCAUCCGGCCUGCUUUUGUCCUAGCGGCCGCCGCAGAGCCGUCCUGCACCGCUGACCCGCCCCGUCCAAAGGGCUUCGUACCUGCAGGGUGAUCGGAGAGGAGAGGACGUGAGGGAAGGAGUGGGACCUGUGUGCUUCACACAGGUGAGGCGAUCGCAUCCAAAAUCACAACCAAUAAGAAGAGCAAAGUGCCAUCUCAGCUGGGAGGAGCUAGAAGUGGACUCUCAUUUUGUAGCAUAGAUUGCAAAUCAUCUAGGGAUCGUGCUCUGGAGGAAUCGGCAAACGUGGACGGAGCAGUGGACUUUAAGGCCUUGAAGCCCAGACGGAUGAUGGAUAAACCCCAACUGUGAUCCAUUAGGAGCGGGACGGACCGAGGAAGCGCCCUCGCCACGGCGGGCCCUGCAGGGCGGUGAAUAAUGAGAACUGAUGACAUUGUCCCGGACAGUGAAGAAUGUUUUUUCCCGCCGGUGCGUGCUAGCUGCGGGAAAUAGGAGCUGCAGACUUUACAGGAACAUCCACAGGCCUUUUAAUGAUCCGCUCUGUGCCGGCGUCAGAAACCCCCGGCUCUGGGACGGCCGCAGACGCACAGCCUGCUGUCAUCGGACGCUAAAGAGCGGCCUCUUGAAAACAAAUCUUUCUGCCUCUGCACAGCAAGAACCCAAGAAAAAUACAGACCCAGACCGGUCAUUUGGCGCCUCUUAGAAGCAGUAGACGCACCGACGCGGUUCCCUUAAGCACCGGCUGUCAUUUCCAAACGUCAAAUCUGAAAUCAGCAAUCAGCCGGGUCAUUCAGGACGGCCGUAAUAUACGAUUGUUCCGAUCCCCUAUUGAUCUGUCAUGAGGCUCACCGCCAAUCAGUGGCUGAUGGCCUGUGCAGCCAUCCUGGUUACCGUGGAAACCGUCCCCUACAGUCGCCAAAGUGCGGCAGGUGCCUGAGGAGACAUUUUUUUGCUUUGAGUCACAAAGUAACGCUGCCGCCAUUUUGUUAAAAACAUGAAAGGAAUAAAAAAAGAGAAGAAUGAAUGUGAAUUUUAUACGGUUCUACGCAGGCGUUCAUCUGAUCCAUAGGAUGUGCUGUAUUUAUUUCUCCAGUCUGUUUGGUUUGGAACUUCUGGAUAUCUUAUUUAUCAGUGUGUUUACUUGAAGAGCAACUGCAGCAGGUUUUCUUCUUUGGUGUUUCGCUCGUAGAUGAAUCGGUGUUGGACUGGAGGAGGUGCUGUGGGUGGGAUGGGUGGUCGCGUCACGCACUCGUCAGGAAACGCCUGCUAAUUCUGUUGCUGAACAGCAUGUAAUGAGCGUGCAGACGGCGGCGCCGCUGACGGAUGGGCGGCGCUUCCUGGAGCCCCAUGUCUGCUCUGUAAUGUAUAUGGAUGACACACACCGUGGUGGAAUGUGUGCGUUUGUGUAGAGACACGAAGACGUGACACGAAGUGUGUGCGCACCAAUGUUGGUAGAAUGUGUUUGUCUGCGCUUUUUCCAGUUUGUGGCAUUUAGACGUUUCAUUCUGAUCAUGGACUCAUUUGUAGGAUUUGAAUGUGUCUGAGAAAACCUUCUGUAGUCCCAGUUCCAGUUCCAGGCUGGGAAUAAAAGCAUUUACUGAGGUCAAGGAGCGUCGACAGGCCUGUGUCUGCCAUCGACUGUAUGUGAGACCUGGACCGAGUGACCCCGCCCCCAUGUUCCUAACAGGAAGUGGCUUCAAGAAGCCAGAAUCCCGUAGACGUACAGUACAGACCGAAAGUUUGGACACACCUUCCAAUUCAUUUGAAUGAGAAAUAAACAGCUGUUCCUCAGUCGUUCUAUUGGUCAGAAGAACCGUUCUGGAUCUGAUACAUUUCUUCUUCUUGAUGAUCUUUAUUUUUCCUGCAGUUAAAGUUAUUCAAGUUUUAAACUGACCAAUCAGAGACCUCAAUAAAGUAGGUGGAGCCUGCUGGCCCCCACGUCAAAAUGUUUGACAGAUUUUGAGGGAGGGGUGUGGCCUUCCAGCAAGCCCACUCCUGAUUGGUGAGAGUGGUUGCCAUAGAAACUCAGACCAUGACUGACGAUGUCUGGCUCCAACAAGGCGCCAUCUAUACUGCAAAAGCGUUGACUGAAUUGAUUUCAUUGGUCUGAAAUCAUUUCCAUCAUUAACCAUUUUCCUUGGGUGACUUUACACUCAGUCCAGCUCUGACGUACAGUCAAUGGUGUUUACCUUCAGCAUUGAUUAAAAACUGUACAUUGAUCCAAGAAUGAUUAAAAAAAUGCCAAUUAAACUCAGUUUCUCUUUUUCAACUUGUUUUUUUUCUUUUUGCUCACACAAAAACAAUGUAGUUGUUCUUCUUUGAGUUGUUCUUUGUCUGAUUUGGAAAAAAAAAAAAAAA